UUAAUCUAUAAUUAUCAAAUACAAACAAAAAUACUACCUAGCAUUUUAUAAAAAUUUUCACCAACUAAUCAGCUGCCAGUAGUCAACUAGUACAAACAAACAGUCCCCGUAUUUCGAAAGGCCACACACACCCAUGCCAGCUGCCAGGAUAGACGGCCACACACACACCCCACGCAUGUGCCCGCGCACUCGCUGAACACUGCUCUGCUGCUUUUCGAGUUGCCGCGGUGCCCACGCGAACACACCUGACAGCUGACGUGCAGAGCUCCCGAGGUCGGCCACCUGGCCCACCUGUAAGCCCAGGAGGGCUAGAACGGUUGCCUUCAGCACUUUCGGAGCAUCCCACAACCCACGUCGAUCAGAAGAAGUUCAGAACCCACCCACUUGCAGAUUGCGGUCUCGCGGCGGAGGCGUACCAGUUCACCACGCAAGAGAGGGAGGGCGCUAGCUGGUGAUCAGCGCAGCGAUGCCGAUGCUCCCGCCUGCCGAGCGGCCGCGGCUGACGCUCGAGGACUACAUCGUCUUCUUCACCACCCGCAGCGGCGCGGGCCUCAACCUCCACCACCUCAACGACAUCAUCUACAUGCACGGGUUCGCCAAGCUCCACCGCACGCCCAAGCCGGCGAUGGUGGACGCGCUGAGGUCGCUGGAGCUCAUGCGCCCGCGCCGCUCCACCGUCCCCCUCAACGCCACCGCGCCGCCGCCGGGCGCCGCCACGGCCGCGGCCGCCGUGCUCUCGGCUGAGGAGGUCACGCGCGGCAUCGAGGACCUCCGCUGGCGCGAGUGCCCCGCCGACUCCAUCCUCUCGGUCCGCGCCGGGAUGCGGUCGCCCGCCGCGGCGGCGGCCGAAGCCCCCAUGCCCAUCUGCGCCAUCGCCCCUGGCUCCGCGGAGCGCACUUCCCCGCCGAUCCUGGUCGGCGCCUCCUCGCCCCUGCCGCCCGCUCUGCCCGCCGCGGCCAGGAGGAAGCGUUCCCGGACGAGCAAAGCGGAGGCCGCGAUGCGGAGGCGCUUGUUGGAGCUGCUCACGCUCCCGUCCCUCGAGACGGCUACCUCGGCCUAGCGACGGCGCCCCACGAACUGUUUCUGCUCACCGGUGGUCUACAGUCACGACAGCGGCGACGGCGAGGUGGUACUGCUACAUAUAUACAAGGAGCAAUACUGUUCUAGUGUUCGGAUGUCCUUAGAUUAACUAGAGUUUCCUAUGAGAUCUUUGUUUGUCACUUCGUAACAAAAGAGCGUGAUCAGUAUGAUUUCAUCAAAGUUAGGUACAUUUUGGAAAAUGCAGUAGUAGCAUAUGAGAUUGUUCAUAGCAUUAAUAAGUCAGGAGAAAAGGGUGUUGUUUUUAAAUUGGACCAUGAAAAAGCUUAUGAUCAGAUUAGUCCUUUUUGA
Messenger RNA from Sorghum bicolor (sorghum), 1389 nucleotides. RefSeq lists its product as uncharacterized. The record is from RefSeq and is a predicted model, not a curated record. Lineage: Eukaryota; Viridiplantae; Streptophyta; Magnoliopsida; Poales; Poaceae. Bases 467 to 1060 code for a protein of 197 amino acids. The transcript is spliced from 2 exons.